Coccomyxa subellipsoidea C-169 is the source of this 2403-nucleotide messenger RNA. RefSeq lists its product as hypothetical. NCBI's taxonomy places the organism in Eukaryota, Viridiplantae, Chlorophyta, Trebouxiophyceae, Coccomyxaceae. Gene Ontology annotation, biological process: intracellular signal transduction; cyclic nucleotide biosynthetic process. The record is from RefSeq and is a predicted model, not a curated record. The transcript is spliced from 14 exons. The coding region runs from base 1 to 2403 and encodes 800 amino acids.
AUGAUAAUUUGCGUGUGCUGUGCAGCGGGGUCGAUAUUCGAUCUGCUGAACAGCGACGACCGCGCGUCGUGGAAGGCCAAGGCGUCCUACUGGCUGGAGGGUAUUUACGCGACCAUCGCCAUCACCGUGGUUGUCUUCUUCGCACUGUUCCUGGACGACUUCCGGCUGGCCGUGCUGCCCACCUCCCUCGAUGUCUCCUGCGAAUACAUCUCCGGCCUCAUCCUGGUGCUGUUCAGCCUGGAGCUGACGGUGGCGUGCCUGGUGCGCAAGGGCUACUUUGCAAGCAUCUACUUCUGGAUCGACCUGGCGGCGACGGUCUCCAUGCUGCUGGACAUCACGGCGCUCAUGGACCUGGUGUUCCACCAGAGGAGCAGUCUGGCCGGCAGCAGCGCGCUCGAUCGCGGGCCCCAGAACAAGGUGCUGGCUCGCGUGCGCCAGAUCCUGCGCGUCACCCGCAUCUUCCGCCUCAUGCGCCUCGUCCGACUCUACCUCCAAUACCUGGCGUUUGAGGCAAAGAGCGGCAUCACACCCUCCACCUCUUCAAACGCCCGAUGGUACUUACCACCCAUCACCAAGUCGGACUCCACCAUUCUUGCAUUCUUGCUCAAUACUCACAAUCUCAAUGGCCCUGCAGCUGCUGGGAUUAGUGCGUGCAUGCUGUUUGCCAGACCCUGUCGCAGCCGCGUGGGGCAGAAGCUGUCGGACCUGACGUCGCAGCGCGUGAUCGUGCUCAUCCUGACCAUGCUCAUCAUGAUCCCGGGGUUCAACUGGAACAGCGGCCUCUACGGCAACUUCAACAACAUCUCCGACGGCGGCCUCAAGAUGAUGCACGACAUCUUCCUCGCCGACGGCAACUCCACCGGCUUCCAGCAGGUCCCCCCCUUGCAACAUCUACCUUCUUGUCUGCUGCAUAGAUCAAAUGGGUCUUUCUCCAGACGACUGAAUAAUCUUCACAAGCAUUACAGCCAGGAGUGGCAACUGGAAAUUACCUGUGCGUGCAGGACGUUCAGUCCCGGGUGCUGGGACGGUGACUGGGCGGCGUGCUACCAGUCGGUGGCUGUGCUGGACCUGAAAUGGUACAGCCAGUUCAACGCGUUGCUCAACAUCCUGCGCACGCUGUUCAUCUGCGCGAUUCUGGCGGUGGGCGUGUUUGUGUUCAACCGGGACGCCAGCAAGCUGGUGCUGCAGCCCAUCGAGCGCAUGCUCAAAAAGGUCAAGGACUUCAGCAGGGAGCUGAGGGAGGGGGAGGCGCAGAUGGAGACCAGGAUCCUGGAGAGCAGCAUUAACAAAAUCUGCAGCCUGCUCGCUGUCGGGUUCGGAGAUGCUGGAGCAGAGGUCAUUGCGGAGAACAUCAAGAAUGGGGGCGACUUGAACGCCAUGGUUCCUGGGCAGAAGGUGUGCGCCAUUUUUGGGUUCUGCGACAUCCGUCAGUUCACGGACGCCACAGAGGUGCUGCAGGAGGACGUAAUGGAGUUUGUCAACAGCAUCGCCAAAAUCGUGCACAUGGAGACCUCGCUGCACGGCGGCUUCCCCAACAAGAACGUUGGGGACGCCUUCUUGCUGGCGUGGAAGUUUCCCAAGGGCUUUAACGUGCGCGACCUCAAGUCCCUGACCGAGCCGAAGCCGGAGCCGCUGCUGCCGGCGCGGGACCUGGCGGACAAGGCGCUGGCGUCGUUUGUGAUAAUCCAGGCCGCCCUCAAGCGCUCCAAGCGACUGCACCUCUACACCCUGCGCGAAGACCUCAACAAGCGCAUGCCCAACUUCCAGGUGCGCAUGGGGUUUGGGCUGCACGUGGGGUGGGCGAUCGAGGGCGCGAUCGGGUCGGAGUACAAGAUCGACGCGUCCUACCUGUCGCCCAACGUCAACAUGGCCUCGCGCCUGGAGGCCGCCACCAAGCAGUUCGGCACCUCCAUCCUCAUGUCCGAAGACUUCGCUCGCCUGCUCUCCCCGCAGGUGCGGCGGCGGGUGCGGCAGAUUGACUGUGUGACGGUGAAGGGCAGCAACCGGCCGAUGGGUCUCUUCACGUACGACGUCAGCCUGGACCGCGUGCACGCGCCAGAUCAGCACGCGACGGCCGCGGCGCCACCCGAGAUUGAGGGCGACCCGGUGUCGUACUCGCUGUCGGCGUACAACUGGGAGUUCAGCGACCAUCCCGACCUGGCCAACACCUGGGCCGUCGACCACGCCUUCCUCGACACCUUCGCGCGGGGGUUUGCGGCGUACAAGGCGGGGGCGUGGGAGGAGGCGCGGGCGGUGCUGGAGCAGACCAAGUGGAUGCGGCAGACGCUGGCCGGGCAGCCGCUCAUGGACGGGCCCUCCACCACGCUGCUGGACUACAUGGCCCCCUUCGACUACGCCGCCCCAUUCACCUGGAAAGGCUUCCGCGAGCUCACCGACAAGUAG